This is a messenger RNA of Molossus molossus (Pallas's mastiff bat), 276 nucleotides long. RefSeq names its product defensin beta 106B (gene DEFB106B). Bases 1 to 276 code for a protein of 91 amino acids. Gene Ontology annotation, biological process: innate immune response. The transcript has 2 exons. The record is from RefSeq and is a predicted model, not a curated record. Gene Ontology annotation, cellular component: extracellular region. NCBI's taxonomy places the organism in Eukaryota, Metazoa, Chordata, Mammalia, Chiroptera, Molossidae.
AUGAGGAUGUUCCUCUUUCUCUUUGCUGUUUUCUUCUUUCUGGCCCCAGCCAGGAACGCGUUCUUUGAUAAGAAAUGCUACAAGCUUAAAGGGAGAUGCGUGAAUUCUUGUCAGAAAAAUGAAGAGCUGGUUUCUCUCUGCCAGAAGUCUCGGAAAUGUUGCCUGCUUCUCCAGACAUGUUCCAAGUCCAAAGAAAUGAUGCUCAUUGAUGACAAGGUUCCUGGGAGCACCACGGAAGGCCCAGCCACCUCCUCUCCUUACCCGACCUUUUUCUAA